UUCUUUAAAAUUGAAUUCACAAUGGAAGAAAUACUAGGUCAGGAAAUGCGCCCACCGCUGGUACUUCGAAAAUUUUUAAACGAGUGGAAGACCUUGCUCGAAUCAAUGAUAAUACCAAAAACUGUGUGCGAUAUACAGAAUGUUAUGAAUUUAUCGGAAAAUCAAAAACGUUUUAGCCACGUUGUUGCACAAUGUUCAUUAGAAAAAUUAGAACAAGAAAACGACGUUAAUAUUAUUAAAUAUGAGCCAGGUGUUACAAAUCCUGCAUGUAUCCCAACAAUUGUGGAUGACACGAAUUUAAAAACAUACAAAGAACUUGUUAAAGGGAAAAACAAUACCAAUCAAAACCGCAAUCCUUUUAAGCGUUCACGGGAAACAUAUGCCAUGGUGACGCCUCCUUGUCAACAAAAAAAUGAAAAAUAUGAAUUAAGUGACUUUUACAAUGAUAUAAUUUUAAAGAUACGCAUUUACCGACCCGCACGUGUUGUACACACAGGUCAAAGUUUAGAAAAACCAGUAUUUGCGGAGGAAUUCGAGUGUCUGGGAUCAAAUUAUCUUAGCGAUUUGCGUGACAAAAUUUCAUGUGUCUGUAAAAAGAAGCGUUUUUUUGAUGUUAGCGAUAACCCAACAGCCGAAUUACCAGUAAAAACUACAGAUCCAGCUUAUUUUUUUAUAAAUAACACUUUUUACAAUGACCGACGAAAUUCGGAUAACCCAGAUUAUUCUGAAGUUAUAAGAACAUGGGCUAAGAAAGCUGUUGGUCUAAAGGAUUUACAUUUUGAAUUGGCACAAAUGGAAACCACGCGUUUCUUGGACUUAACCGUCAGCAUAGGUUUUCCACAAUUAUAUCAACAUCACGGCAACUGUGAACAUGUUUUUGUCAUCUCCCAAAUUGAAAUCGUGACACCUAAGUCGCAGUGCUUGCAACGUCAUAUGUAUCCUCGACUCUGUUCAUUUGGAUCUUUUAAUAAUCGUGUUUGUAACAUGUGUGGUACACGACGUUAUACCUUCAUUGUAACAAAAAGUGAUCGUCAACUACACGAUCCAGCAUAUAUAUGUAACAAGUGCUUUUUUGAUUACCAUUAUAUAGAUGGGAAGAAAAUAGGUAAUUUUCAAGCUUUCAAAGUGAAUGAGGAUAAUCAGGAGGAAGAAGUAAUGAAAUAUAUCAAAAAAUCCAGAGUUGAAGAUGAAUAUAGCACAGAUGAAAAUGAUGAAAUGACUAAUAUGCAAACAUCAAUAAACAAAACAGUUUAAAUAAAUUCAUAUUGGAUUAAAUAAACUAAUUAUUAACGUUUAAGAAUGUCCAAAAAGAUACUUUACUUUUACUUUAACACGUAGUAUUACAUAUGUUAAUUAAAUAAGUAUGU
Bactrocera latifrons is the source of this 1367-nucleotide messenger RNA. It is a transcript of the gene Pbp49, whose product is annotated as snRNA-activating protein complex subunit 3. The coding region runs from base 22 to 1254 and encodes 410 amino acids. NCBI's taxonomy places the organism in Eukaryota, Metazoa, Arthropoda, Insecta, Diptera, Tephritidae. The record is from RefSeq and is a predicted model, not a curated record. Gene Ontology annotation, molecular function: RNA polymerase II cis-regulatory region sequence-specific DNA binding; RNA polymerase III type 3 promoter sequence-specific DNA binding; bent DNA binding. Gene Ontology annotation, cellular component: snRNA-activating protein complex. The transcript has a single exon. Gene Ontology annotation, biological process: snRNA transcription by RNA polymerase II; snRNA transcription by RNA polymerase III.